Molecule: messenger RNA, 1317 nt
Organism: Aspergillus sclerotioniger CBS 115572
Lineage: Eukaryota; Fungi; Ascomycota; Eurotiomycetes; Eurotiales; Aspergillaceae
Product: PDK/BCKDK family protein kinase
Exons: 4
Coding region: 1-1317 (438 amino acids)
Biological process (GO): protein phosphorylation; regulation of glucose metabolic process
Cellular component (GO): mitochondrion
Molecular function (GO): pyruvate dehydrogenase (acetyl-transferring) kinase activity
Source: RefSeq, a predicted model, not a curated record
AUGUGGAAGCCGUCGGAGAGGCUGAUGGACACCAUCAGACAUUAUGCCAGCUUCCCUGCAACUGGUGUCUCUCUCCGGCAGAUGGUGCAAUUUGGAGAUAGACCCUCCACAGGCACCCUCUUUCGCGCGUCCCAAUUCCUUUCCGAAGAACUUCCGAUACGUCUCGCUCAUCGCGUCCAGGACCUUGGAGAACUUCCGGAUGGCCUGAGUGAAAUGCCGUCCAUCAAGAAGGUCCAGGACUGGUACGCACAGUCGUUUGAGGAAAUUAUCACCCUACCCCGACCUACCCUUACCCAGGAAGUCAAGGCCCGCUUGCUACGCCCGGGGAGAAUCAACGGGGGAUUCUCAAAGGUCCUCUCCGAGACAACGCAGAACCCCAGUAUCCGUGAAGGACAAUAUCGGUCCUCUCCCUCCUCUUUGUUGAAUGGCAAUGGUAACGGCAAAGGAGCUGCGGUGGGACGAAGGUACUAUGCCCCAUCUGACGACCAGGGUAAUUGGCCACCGGAAUUGAACGACUACAAUGAACGCUUCGCCAGGACUUUACAGCACAUCAAGCGGAGACACGACAGUGUCGUGACUACCGUCGCCCAGGGUAUUCUCGAGUGGAAACGAAAGCGCCAACGCCUACAGAUUGACUCCACCGUCCAGUCGUUCCUCGAUCGGUUCUACAUGUCCAGAAUUGGUAUACGAAUGUUAAUCGGCCAGCACAUCGCGUUAACGGAGCAAACACAUGUUCGACAACCAAGCUAUGUUGGGAUUAUAUGUACGAAAACCAAUGUGCGAGAAGUGGCUCUCGAGGCUAUUGACAAUGCUCGUUUCGUCUGUGAAGAUUACUAUGGUCUUUUUGAUGCGCCCAAAGUGCAACUUGUCUGCAAGGAAGAUCUGAACUUCAUGUACGUUCCGGGUCACCUGUCGCAUAUGCUCUUUGAGACCUUGAAGAACUCCCUGCGUGCGGUGGUGGAAGCUCACGGCGCAGACAAGGACGCCUUCCCGGUCACCAAGGUUAUCAUUGCAGAAGGCAAAGAAGACAUUACCAUCAAGAUCUCGGACGAAGGUGGUGGCAUCCCCCGUUCUGCCAUCCCCUUGGUCUGGACGUACAUGUACACUACCGUAGAGCAAACCCCAAGCCUGGAUCCUGAUUUCGACAAGAGUGAUUUCAAGGCCCCUAUGGCUGGUUUCGGAUACGGUCUGCCCAUCAGUCGACUGUAUGCUCGCUACUUUGGCGGAGAUCUCAAACUGAUCAGUAUGGAAGGAUAUGGCACCGACGUCUACCUUCAUCUCAACCGGCUCUCGUCGAGCUCGGAGCCCCUGCAAUGA